AGAGAGAAGAGGGGGGACAAGGGCAGUGCUCUAGUUAAGGGGGAUAGGAUAGAGAAUGCCUGUUAGAUGCAUCUUGCCGGUAAUAGCACACAUCAGCCACGGCGCUGCGACUGACAGCACAGGCAGAGAGCAGGGGACUGAGCAGCUGAGCACAGAAUUGUACAAUAAGGGAGAGAGAGAGAGGAGAGAGAAUAACUGAAUCAGAUUAUCAUCAGCACGUUGGAGAGCGCAAAGCACAGAGGACUGAGAGAGCGCAGGAAAGGAGGAGAAGAAGAGGAGAGAGGAAUACAGAUACAGGAUUGUGUUGUAUGGGGGGGGCAAAAGUUUCCAGCUCCCCAGGCAGAAAUCAGUCCUGAGGUCAGCAGUAGGGAGGAAGAAGUGGAGCAGCUGAGAGUUGGAGAGAGAGAUUCACAGGCACACACACAGCACAGCAGUGUGGAGAGUAAAGGAGAUCCAGGGACACUAUUGAAACUUACUGACUCAAGGACAUAGCUUGCUGUAACUCAUCAGGGUAAUAAUGCUCCUCGCUGGACUAGGACUUCUCUGCAUGGCUAACUCAGGAGCAUGAGAGCAGACAUUGGACACCGGGCAGACGACACAUAGAGCUGGGAAUAGUGCCUGUGUCUUCCUUUUACUUACCUGAUACAGUUUAGUCGUGCCAUUGUUGGGGGGAUAGAAAGAUUCAGAGUUUCUGGGCUUGGAGAGAACCAGUACAGAUCAGAGAGGGAGAGAGGAGACUGCUGGAGGGGGAGAGUUGUGUCCUCUCAUCUCUGAGACAUGGUAGAGUGUGUUACGGUAGAGAGCCCCUCAGCAGCAGUGUCAGCCCCAGAGCAUGGAGAAGUCCAGCAGUGAGGAGUCAGCCAUUCACCGCAGCCCAUCCGUGGAUAGCCGUGACUCCGACUUUGUCCGCGACUCCACGUCUGGCCGCCCAUUCGGCGGCCGCGGCUUCACCGCCGGCGCGUUCUACGGCUCUACGGGGCCGCGCGGUACCACCGCACAGGGGCAGGCUGGGACAGCGGCCGACACCAGCGUCAACGUCGGAGGAGACAAGAGCAGCAAUAACAAGUACACGGCACCCAAAGGCAGCAAAUACGUGGUCUUUUACCUGGAUCUAUCAUUUGUGUUCCUUUUAGAGUUCAAGAAGUACAACAUGGCACGGGGCUGUCUCUGCUGUUUGAAGUACACGAUGUUCUUCUUCAACCUCAUCUUCUGGUUGUGUGGCUGUGGGCUGCUGGGCGUGGGCAUCUGGCUGUCUGUGUCCCAGGGCAGCUUUGCCACCUUCUCACCCUCCUUCCCGUCGCUCUCCGCUGCCAACCUGGUCAUCGCCAUCGGCACCAUCGUCAUGGUGACCGGCUUCCUGGGCUGCCUGGGAGCCAUCAAGGAGAACAAGUGCCUGCUUCUGAGUUUCUUCAUUGUCUUGCUGAUAAUACUGCUGGCAGAGCUGAUACUACUCAUCCUGUUCUUUGUGUAUUCAGAUAAGGUCAGUGAGAAUGCCAAGCAGGACCUGAAGGAUGGCUUGUCUCUGUACAACACAGACAACAAUGUAGGCCUUAGGAAUGCAUGGAACAUCAUCCAAGCAGAGUGGAAGUGUUGUGGGGUGGUAGGGUACACAGAUUGGCAUGAGGCCCUCAAGGAGAAAAUGGUGCCUGACCGCUGCUGCCAGGAGCACUACCAAGAAUGCGGACGCAACUCCACCAACAUGUUUUGGACAAGGGGCUGCUAUGAGAAGGUGGAGGAGUGGCUCGAUGACAAUAAGCAUCUCAUGGGAACCAUUGGCAUGUGCAUCUUGGUAGUGCAGCUCCUCGGCAUGGCGUUCUCCAUGACACUGUUCCACCAAAUCCAUAGAACGGGGAAGAAGUACGACGCUUAGCGGGUGACAGACGGCACACAGUGAAAGGAGCCCCAUACGCUGCCUGAUGGGAAAGACUCUGGAUGACCCCCUAUCCCCUCCUUACCCACUGCAUCACUAAGCCUCCCCAUUGUUCCCAGAAACCCAGUACAGACUACAGCUGUGUCACCCUUCUCCUCUGCUCUGUCCACUCCACCAUUCAUUUGCCAAAGAAAAAUGGGACUGGAAGAUAAAAGGACAAAUAUACUUUUGGCAAGGAACCCUUAGGUUAUCGCUCUCCUCUUCAGAAGUACAUUUCUAUUUUUGUGGUGCUUGUACUAACAGUUUUGUGGGAAGUACGGAUUUUCUGAAACGACAAACGCUUUACUAAUACUCACAUCCCCCUGCAAGGCAAAGAAAGCGAAGACAAGAAAACCGAUAUUAUAGUUCCCUCCUGGCUUUCAUGGAUUUUGUCGUGUUGAUUAUUUAUGUUAACUUUCCCUUGUGAAUGAUGAUAGGCUCCAACAUAGCAUGCUAGUUUUCUACUCCCUGGAACUUUUUGUUAUUGAAAAUGUCAGACAACAAUGUUUUUUUUCCCCAAUACAACAUGAUUUUUUUUUCUAAAUGUGUUCUUUAUGCUCAUAUGGAAUGGAGUGUUUGAUAUGCUAAGUCUUAUCUCUUGUUAGAGCUGUAAAAUGGAUGAGACAUGAUUAGAGGCUGUGGAUGAUCAGAGGUCAGAGGUCAGGAUCAAGGUAAUAAUGCCAGGAGUCCUUAGUGCGUGGUGCUCUGGAUUCAGACAGGAUCUUGGAACGUCAGGAAUUUUCUGUGAUAGGAAGAAUUACAAUUCUUGAAAUCAAUAGUCAUUUCAACCAAAUCACCUAGAUAACCAUCGCAACACACAAAGAAACAUACCAGUGUUGUUCUCUUUUCAACUUCCACCCAUCCUACAUUUACAUUUCAAAGUUUAGUCAUUUAGCAGACACUUAUCCAGAGUGAAUUACAAUUAGGGCAUUCAUCUUAAGAUAGCUAGAUUCAGCUUAAGAUAGUCUAUAACCACCAGUACUUCCAUUCUGAAAUAAAAUAAAUAGACUGUUAAAAAAUAAAUGUGUUUAAUACUGGCCCGUCAGGACUGACACGUAGAGCUAUCUGGUGCUCUCUCUCUCUCUCUGAGGGCUGAGACUAGUGACUGCAGCAUUAGAUCAGACUGAUGGAGCUGCUACCGCAGUGGAGGCAGCAUGCGAUUUGAGAGGAGAGAGAGAACAGAUCUGCUGGAUGGAUGGCUGCCUUCAAACGUCUACUACAGCAUUGAUCGUCAGAAGAGUUUCUCUGCAGUGUUUCUCCUCUGGCACACCUGAACGCUUUAAAAAAAAUCCCUCUCUAUCUCGUUCUCUCUCACUCUCUUUCUUUCUUUUUACAUGUCAGAACGGCAGGGGGGCGAGAAACUAUCUUCGCAGUACACAUUUCCACUGACAUUCCUGCUAGACUAAGUGAUGAUGUAUCUAUCUAUACCUCUAGUCUCGAUGCUACUGCUGUUGUAGUUUUCAAAGCACAUCCCCUGCUUCAGUCUGUCACAGAGGGGGUGGAAGGUGAGGGAGGGAAUCAGAUCAAAAGGCGAUGCAGUGUUUUAGAUACGGCAACGCCUCCUGUAGGUCAAGUCGUUUUACUAGCGCCACAACGUAGGUCAUUGUAUGGCUCAACCACAGGAGUCCUGAACAACAAGUGUAGUUCUGUUCAGGCCACUUGGAUAACUACACUCUAAACUACUUAGGAGGGCUUUACCAACAGGGUCAUGUCCAUUAGGCACCAUCAAAACAGACCGAAACAGUGUGGGACUAUCUGGAAACGCACAUUUUCCAAUGUUUGCCCUAAUGAACGCAACCCAGUUUUCCUUUAACAUGUCAUCAUGCAGAAGAAGAGGGAACUUUAAGAGGCAUUCACUGCCAACCAUCUGCUUGUAGUAAUCGAUAAACGGAUUCAUUAUUAACAUGGAGGUUGACUGAACUGGCUGAAUGUUUACUGUACUUUGGGAAAUUUGAUAAGAACUUAGAUAAUCGGGCCCAGAAGUUGCAAAGCUAAAAAAUGUAAUCUUACAAAUGUAGGAGGGUUAGGAGCUAGGAUUCUGCUUGGGAUAAGAAGUGUAAGAACUUUGACACUGCAUUGCUGCUACAUGGAGAAUAAAGGGGAAGUAGAGGUAAUGUAACCAAACACAGCUAGCUCAGAGACACUGCUGCCUAGCUUUUACACUCUCCGUCUGCAGUAAGGAUCAUCUGCAGGAUCAUCUAAGGUCAUUAAUUAAGGUUGAUUAGGACAUCUUUAUUUGAACAUAUUGGGAUGUACAUACUCCACAUAGUGGUAGAUUGCAGCAGAUGCUGGUUUGUGUGUAGCUGCGUCACAGGCUCAGUUGGUUGUUGCUCACCUUUACGUCUGAUUCACCGGAUGCCCCCAUCAUACUCCACAGGGAAAACAUGACAGCUGCUGAUGUAAAGCACAGGCUUCACAUCCCCUCAGCCUGGGUGCAUCCACAAACAGUCGUCACAAUUUAGCGCUCCAGCAAAUUCUGCAAGGUACAUGCCAGGAUAGACAUUUGUAGCGACGUGACAGUUGUUUUUGGUCCCUUAAGAACUUGUUUGCUGUAGAGUGUAGACCUACAUGUGUAUCCCUUGUACCUCCCUUGUAAAUCCUUGCACCCUCUCCCUUGAGAAGAUUGGGUGGUGGUGAGGGGAGUUUUAUUUGUCACUAUGCUUGCUCCCAGAAGUAAUACUGCAUCUAACAUCAUAGACUCAACUGAUCAUAUCUGUGAUCAUUAUUGUAUUUUAAAAGUCUGACAUUGCCACAUUGUGUGAACUGAUUUGGGGUGGAAUGGUUUGAUGUUGAAUGAAAUGCAGAAUAGCCUCUUCAGCAUGAAGAUAGAUAGAUAUAUAUUUAAAAAUCCUGAAGACGAACCGGCUUCACACUGUUUAUAUGUCAGACGUGGUUCAAGAAUCAUCUCAAAAUCCCAAACUGUUUUUCCGUUGUCAUUCAUGUAACUGUCACUGCCCUCUUUGAAAUGUCAGUGUUCAACCAUUCAGAAAUGUUUCUGUUCUUCUGAAGGAAUUCAUUCAUGUCUUUGCUUCUCUCACAUUCUCCCAUUGUCAAUUGGUUUCUCAGUGUUUUAACAAUUGUUGUUUGUUCAUGUUCGUAGGGGUGCAGUAUAAGAAGGCCUGUUACUUUAACUCAAAUUGUUUUUGUCUCUUGCUUUUAUACAAUAUGCUGUUUUACUAUGUUCUACUUGGCUUUGUUUUGUCUGAAGCUCACUGUCAGUCAUCCGGAGAACAUAACAUCAUUAGUAUUUUAUCCUCGGGAUUAUAGAAGGAUAGUUAGAUGGGAGAGUUGAAGAUUAAAAAAAAACUUUCCUGUUCAAGGUGCAACUAAACCACCUUCCUGUCUUAACUUUGCCACAGGCAUUUAUCCAAGUCCCGUUUUGAGGGAGGAACAUGCAGUCCGAGUAGGAGGAUAUACGAACAUCUUUUGAAUUAAGAGUGCUAUUCUAUUAUCUGUGGUAUGUCUUUUUAACCAUGCCUGUACCACUUUUGUUAAUGCCUGCCCAUCCUUGCCCUGUGGAAUGUGUUAAAUCUCAGAUGACACUGACUAAGCAACAUAAUUCCUUUUACUGCAUUAGUUUAUGCUAGUCCUGGGUGUAAAUAAUCUCAUUUCACAAAUGAUCAACUGUUGCAGUUGCACCUCUACAAUAGGAAGGAACUCAUGAACCUAAUACCUAUUGGCAUCAUUUGAUAUGAAAUUCAAUUCUAAAUGACAGCAGGAUCUUACCAACUAACACCUGACGCUCUCUCUGACUGUAUAUUUUUGGAAACCAUUUUCUCAGCUGUAUGGGUGUUAACUAAUAUCCUACCCAUUAAUUGUUAUUUUAUUAAUAUUUUAUUCCUUUGAUAGUUUGUUUGCAUUUGUACAUUUUCAUUCAGGAGCAGUGUAUAUGAAAUGUUCAUAUGUUUUUCGAGGUUAGUACUAUUCAUGUUUUUACACUAUUGCAGCUUGUAGUGAGAGAUACAUUUCAUGCAUGGAUUUGGAAUGAGCAUUAAGUAUUUACUCUCUUCACAUCGAAACACUGCCACAGACUAGAGACGAACAAUGGUUGUUGGGGUUUUGUCGGCUAUGAGGGAAUUUGAAAGGAAGCAGCUCAUUUCUAUCUACCACCUUUGACAUAUUUUUAUAAUCUCUUCUCUAAUCCCCUACCACUAAAGCUGACUAUCUGAGCUGUUCUGAAGUGUAUGCUCUUGAAUAGUGUGUUUGAUGUAGUGUCGUGGCAAACGGCAGUAUUAUCUGCUACCUGUCAGCCUUGUCCUGUGGAGUUUUUCUGCUACAUGUAAAAUCACUCUGAAUAUAAGGUGGUGCACUACAUUUCAUUCUUUAAAUCCUGCUAUUUUUAAAAUAAAGGAAAGUGUGUUGCAAAAUUC
This is a messenger RNA of Salmo salar (Atlantic salmon), 6279 nucleotides long. Its product is annotated as tetraspanin-9. NCBI's taxonomy places the organism in Eukaryota, Metazoa, Chordata, Actinopteri, Salmoniformes, Salmonidae. The record is from RefSeq and is a predicted model, not a curated record. Gene Ontology annotation, cellular component: plasma membrane.